AUGCACGGCCGCCCUCGCAAGACUGCCAAGGCAGAGGAUCUGGUGGCCUCCGCUGCCAAGGCAGAGAAGCUGCGACAACUUCAGAGCCAACUCCUCCGCAACCACAACGACCGCAUGUAUGGAGGAGAUAUCUUCAUCAAUGCGAGGAUUUUUCUCUUGGACUGUUUGGUUCAAUUUUGUACUCUUAAGAUCUAUCGUGUUUUAUGUUUUCUUUUGACAGAUACAACAAGGAGGCAUUGGAGAUCUGUUCGAAGCUGCUAGAAGUCAACCCCGAGGUGUACACCGCUUGGAACUACCGGAAACUUGCCGUCCAGAGUAACCUUGAGUCCUGCGGUGAUCACGAGGUCGUCCAGUCUAUUGUCAACCAGGAGCUAAAGAUCGUAGGUUCUUCGAUCAUCCAUCCUUUCCUUUCUCUCUCUCACCAACCAAGGAAAUGGAACCGGGCAAGAAAUUUCCGUCAAAGUUUCUGGCUCAAUUGUCUGUUCGUCUUUGCGUCUAAUUGUAAUUGUUAACUUUUUCAAAAGGCGGAGAUCGCUUUGAGGCGGAACCCCAAGUGUUAUGGCGCCUGGCAGCACCGGAAAUGGAUCUUGAACUUGGGAUCCGAUAAAGCGGAUUUCGACCAGGAGUUCCGGCUUCUAGAUCAGUUGUUGAAGGCCGACUCUCGGAAUUUUCACGGAUGGAAUCAUCGGAGGCAAGAUUCUUAUUUCCAAUGCAUAUUCAUCGUCUAUCAGCUUCUGUUUCUAGUUUUCUUUUCCUUGCUAUGAUUUAAUUUUUCUUUGAACUUCAGAUUUGUUGUGGCCCUGAAGAAUGUGAAGGAGGAGGAGGAGCUGAAUUUCACUACAGAGAAAAUAAAUACAAACUUCAGUAACUAUUCUGCAUGGCAUAAUCGGAGGUAUGUGAUCGUUGUAUGCAUUCUUUUUCUUUCGUUUCUCAGUCAGUUAUCUAAAUUUGACUCUCAUCAACGACGUGGAGAAAUUCUUUCACAUAUCUUCCAAGAUAAAAAAAUUCUUAUGUUAAAAAAUGUUAGAAAUUUUUUUGAGGGCAACACAGGCCCUUAUGUUAAAAAAAUGUUCACUAGUCAUGUUGAUUCAUUGUCCCAAUUGCAAGGUGUCUUCAAGUUGAACAUAGUUAUAUCCUCAGAAAGAAGAAAUAUUCGCUGAAAGUAAUACAUGACGAGCAAUAGAAUCACUAUAACGAAAAUAUGUUAGAUGGAUGAUGUCUAACGGACAAGCUAUCUUAUUUUCAGAAUUAAAUAAACCACAUUAUAGAGAAAAAAUAAAAUUCCUAGUAGUUCUGCUUAGUCAUUCUCUAGACUCUUCAUUUUAUUCUAAAACCCUUACUAUUUUAUUUUACCCUUAAAAUUUCUUACCUUGGAAUUUCAAAAAAGGAAUUUUUCUGAAUAUGUAAGGAUUUUCAUUUUCCUAUUUCUCAAAUUUAAUAUUAGAAGUUACUAUCUGUUGAAAAUUUCAAAGCCCUUUCAGUAAAUAAACAUGUUAUUUGAAACAACCAACAAAUACAUGUAUUUAUAAGGGUGUUCCCUAGUUUGUGGGGUGGGAGAACUUGCUUCGUCCAACUUAUAGAUGCCACUCAGCACAGAAACCUUGUGGUGAAGGGGUCAGUUGAAGAUUGUGCAGUAGUUGAAAAGUGGAAUGGCCACCUGGGAAAGGAAUCUGCUUUUUAUAGCUAUGCGUCCAGACAUUGGCCUUGAGUUUAAAUUACAGUUUCUGUUGAGCAGUGAAGGGUGAAAGAAUAGAUGAUAGACUAUCUACUUGGUUGGUUUAGUUUGUGGUACCAACUGGUGGAAGGAUAAAGGUGGUGAUAAUACUGUUUUUUAGAGGCAUUUACUGGUUGAGUUCAGAAAGCACAUGUCGUUUGACUUUUCUCUGUUAUCAACUCCAAGACAUAAUUUCUGUUUGGAUUUCAAAUUUACUGGCGACACUUUGGUACCUAAGUGAACAAAGUGAACAUCUAUUAAAUUUCUUUUGUUACCUGCACCAUUGAAUCGAGGUUUUUUUUUAGCAUCUCAUUCAACAUCUGAGCUAUUAAAAAAUUUCUAAGCUUAUUCAUCUGUCUUGUAGAAUUGAUUUUAGAUGCAUUUGUCAUUUUCUUACUCGCAUCUGUUCAGUGGAUUGAUCAAUGUAUUUGAACUGGACUGUAGUGUUAUUCUUUCCCACUUGAUGAAGCAGAAUGCCCCGGGGUUUGAUCCUAGAGAAAAAGUUUUAACAGAGGAAUUGGAAUUUAUACAUCAAGCUCUUUUUACAGAUCCAGAUGAUCAAAGUGGAUGGUUCUACCAUCUUUGGCUUCUUGAUCAGAUUAUAGCUCGGGAUUCUCCUUUUCUAAUUUCUUCAUGGCCUGCUCAUGGAACAGAGGUUAUUCUGUCAAGUAACACAAGCGUGAAAGAUUUCCAGCAUUUUGAAUCAACUGAGUAUGCUCAAUACAUCAGAGCUCUCCCAAUUGUUUUGUAUUUUAAUCAAGCAGUUAAAGGUGUUAAUUCAACCACAGUCACAGUAGAAUCUAUAUUUACUGAAAAUGUUGACCUCAUUUGGAAGCCUCUCUCAGCAAGUAACUCUGUAGAGGCUCAUUGUUGGGUUACAUAUCUGAAUAUUUCUGAGAGGGAUUGUAAUUCCCUGGAACCUUAUUCAAUCAAUGUUAGCUUUGGUAACACACAAGGUCUUGUUUCCUCAGAUGGUUGCCCCUUGAGUUAUGCUUGUCAGUGUGAGUUUUCUCUAAAGAUAAGUCCCUAUUCUCCAGGAAGUUGCAGCAAAGAAUCUAAUGUUAAUAUGGUUCACUGGGAUAAUGAAAACUUUUCUAGAAGUGAGUUUCUUCAGAUUAGACCUUUCUUGAUGUCUUAUCAACGACAAAAGAUCAUUGCGAACAGUGAACUCCUGAUUUCAGAAUGGUGUUCAGAGACCUUAUCUCGUGAAAUAAUGCUUUUCCGGAAGCUGAUAUCUGAAAUAAACUGGUUAGUUCUUCAGUGUCUUAUAACGUCUUUCUUGAUGGACAACUUUACUUGUCUGCUUGGCUUAUGCGUAUAUUAUUUAUUAUCUACCUUUUCUUUGUAGUAAAAUCGCAAAGCUCACUUUGGGCCGAUUACUCAUAGCUCGUAAUUUCAUUCUAUCUCGUGGGAUCCAAUUGACCAAAAAUAGAACACAUUUUGAGGAAACUUUACAGCUGUAUGAUGACCUAAUCAGACUGGAUCCAUCACAUAUUGGUUAUUACAAGGACCAACGCAGCUUAGUCCUGAUGGAUCAGGUUGGUUCUUUUUCUGUUCACAUUUUGAUUCAAAUCUUAAUUGGAUGGUUUGGUCCAUUUGUGAUGGUAUGCUAUGAAUUAUCCCAAGGUGGAGUUUUGGUUUUAUUCCACAUUGUCUGCAUUGAUGAAAUAAAUGUUACUGUUGUGAAGAGCCACGUUAAAAUUAUGCAACAAGAAGAUGAAGCAAGCACCUUUGUGAGUUUAUGUGCAUGCACUUGAAUUGCAUUGCUGCAAUUGCAUAUGUUUAUUUGUUUGUCGUCCUGAUGUAGCCCAAAAAUUGCUGUGAAAUGAGGGAUGAAAAGUUUUUAACCCAGGUGAAGAAAACUAGUAGGAUCUGCAUCGAAACUGCUAAAAAGUAUUUAAUUUUAUACUAGAAUGGAGUACACCAAAGUUUUAGAGCAAUUCAAGUGAAUCAGAGACUCAAGAGACUCUAUUUGGCCCAAAUUCAGUUUGAAAUGGGCCAAUAAGAGAUUUGGUCACAUGUUCAAUGUGCCUAAAUCUUAACUCACACAUUUUAUUCAUGUCAAAUAUUCCCCCUGUUUUGUUUAGGACAUUCUUAUUUCUUAGGGGCGUUCUAACAGAAUCUUCCUUUUUCAUAGGAAAGUUUAAUUUAUUUUUUUUCCUAUUUUCUUGGAUCAUAACAGAUUUUCCUUUUUAUAAGUUAGUUAUAAUUAAUUUUCAGCCUAUAAAUAGGAACCCCCCCUUAUAGCCCUAAAGGCAAUCCACGGUUUUAUCAAUCAAAUUUCAAGUUCCCUUCCUUUCUGGAGGGUCCCUGUGGGCUUAGGGAGCCAUUUUUGAUCUUGUGGACUCACUAUCAACCCCUUGUGGACUCAAUGGGUGAAAUCUCUUCAUUCUGUGGAUUCAGAGUAAAGUGCUUUCAACCAAGGCAUGUUCCUUUUUGGAUUCAAGUUGUCAUUUUGCUUCCAGAAUACACAGCCAAAGCUGAAACAUGAUUAAGUCAUCAAUUCUUCAAAUUUCCGAUGCGUCACAUUUAUUGAGAUAAGAUGUAAACAUUACGCAAGGCAAAGUGUGAGUUUUUCUUAUUUCAUGACUCUGUUGAAUACUAAAACGCUUCUUUCACAUUUUUUGAGUAUUUGUCCCCCAUUUCCUUUGAAUUUCAAGUCAGUGAUAAGGACUAUGGAGAAAAGGAGUUCAAACCUUGUUUGCUUGCCUGUUACCAUUCGCCAGGAAGUGUUAUCAAUUAUAAUCCCUUGAAGAGGAGCCCUCAGUUAAUUGCUGGUUCAUGCAUCAUGGGGUUUAUUUCAUUCUUCUAUCAUUUAUCCAUAUAAUUAAAAAAUUGAAAUCCUGGAAAAUCUUAUUGGAAAUAAUUUAUCUUCACCGAAAAGUGAGCUGAAAGAGCACAUGCUAUGUUUUACUAUGGAAAGCAUAUUUUCAUGCAGAAUGAAUGUUGAUGUAAAAUUUAUUUGAGGAUUUUUUUUACAGAAGUUGAUGGAAAUUAUUUCUCCCAGCUGAGACUAUGAUUUUGAAAUUCGGUGGAAUGUCCAUCUUGUGAACGGAAACUAUGUUCAAAGAGGCUCGUAAAUUAAUAAAUACUAAGCAAAUAUAUACUGUUUUAUAUUCGUAAGUUUUGAGCAACAUGCCAGAUUGGUUGGACUUCUGCUUUGGGUUUUAAUGGACUUUUGAAGGAACUAGAUAGAAUUUGAUUAUAAUUUUGUCUUCUUCUUGGAUCUGACCAUCUAUCUUUGCUUGAUUACUAAAGGAUUUCUUGAGUAUUCAGAGAUUGGCAGUAUGACAUUUUCAUGGGUCGUGUUCACUAAUUAAAGUUUGCAUCAAGAAAAUGCCAGUGACUUUCCCUUCCUCUCUUUUUGUAGUAUAGGAGAAAAGAGAAUGCAACACGUCCUGAACACAUCAAGAUCACGUUCUUCAUCAAGUGACAACCAUGAAUCUAACCUUGCUAAUAUGCUAAUCAUGAAGUAAUUUCUACAGGUUUAUUUUAAUCAUAACUUUUAUCAUAACUUUUCAUAACAAAUGGCUAUGCGGACUAGGAAAGAGUAGUUUCUUGUGCCUUCUAUUGUUUGAGAUACUUACUUUACUAAUUGCAAUGUGUCAAGAUUUGUUUCAAAAAACUGUUGUAGAGCAUCUCUGAUUGGGAGCAAUGGUCUUCUUUCAAUCGAUUUAUUGACAAUAGCUUCCGACUUUCUGCUGGGUAAUGGAUGGAAACUAAAAUUUUCGAGGGCCACAACUGAAUAUCAUUGCUAUUGCUAGAACAUUUCAGGAACCAUGAUGCGUUUCAUUUUUUAAGGAAUAAACACACCCGCUAAUGGAUGGGGUAUACAAUUUUCUAAGGAACCUUACAAAGGGCUGUGGUGAUGAAUGUAUUGACUUAUUUCUAAUACGUCAACACAUUUCAUUGUAGAGAAAGAUGGCAUCAUUAAUUGAAGGUCGAAUGCAAAAGGUUUGUUCAGUAGCUAGGGAUGAUACAAAUUACUGUGAUGGUGAAUGCCAGGUUUGGUGGUGAAGAGUGGCUUUAGAGUGUAUAUUUUUAUAAGUAUUAAUAUUUCGAUGAUAAUUGGUUUAUAAGAGGUGGCUCACUUGAGAUAGAGUUCAAUCGUCAAACCCAAUAUUCAAAGUAUAAGGCCUGAGUCUUGCAAAAGGAGACGAUUGAUUAUCUUUGUAAAAUGUUGGAUUACAAAAGUAAUGUGGAAAUGUUCUUUAUAGCGAAUCAUUGCCAAAAUUGGCUAUUGACCUUCAUUGGUUGAGAUUUUCUUACCAGCUACCUGGUUGACAGUAUGUGCUGAGGGAAAUCACAGGAAGUUUGAACAGAAAUUCAGAGAAUAAAAGGCAUGACUAAUGUAGCUGUCUUGCAUGUCGUUAAUAUCAUCAGCUAGUCUAGGGCAAUGAGAAUAUGAGGUCACUGUCGUGUUUGGCGUGUGGACACAGUCAGAAAGAGUUCCACUUGCUUUUCUAUUUUUUUCCUUUGCUUCCUCUUUCUCGUUCAUAGAGAAGGAAAAAUUUCCCUCUUUUUUCCUUGUUGAGGUUGUAUUUACUGUUCCAUAUCAUUUUUGCUUGUGUUUUUCUUGUACCUUAUUUUGCACGUUUUUAUUGAUAUAGUACAGUCGUAGAAUGAACCAUCUUCUAAAAAACAAUCCUGCAGAGCAUGAAGCAUCUCCUUAGAGCACUACAUUCGUUUCAUUAAAACAUUAAGCUUCCUUCUGAAAAAGUGCAUAUUGUUUUUGUGAAUUUGAUUGGUUUGGCACUGUUCUGGGUUAUUCAUAGAAGAACAAGUAUGAAAUUGCUUAGCUUAACCAUCUUGCAUCAUCAGUUAAAGGACCACUUUUUCCUAUCAUCCUGCCAUUUCGUUACGUAGACGGUUCAAGCAAACUAUAACAUGUAACACAUCAAUAGUCGAUGUUUUGAAUGUUUAUGUCACGUGGUUUUUUAAUAUAUUAUCCGAUAGACCAUUCUAGUUCCUCUGCAUUUUCGUUUUGAUGUUUUUGCUGAUAAUCUUGGUCGGUUAGUACGUUCAGUUUUUCUUAUGCAAGUUGGAGAUUAUCCUUUGUCCAGUACGGUUUUUUAAAACCAAAAACGGUUGCUUGCCAUCUUUGUAUUGUGUGUCUAUAUCUAGGAACAUGAAUCCGCAUCUCAGCGCCAGAGGGACAAACAAAAAGCCAUGAUGAGGAACAGUGUCUGGUGUACAAUGCUGUAAAAGCUGCACUUUAAUGUGUGGUUGGAGUUCUUGAUGGACCAAAGAAUCGUACGCAGGCAUAAUAACCGUUCAUGAUCACUCCCGUGCUCAGUUAAAAUUUCUUUUAAAUGCUCAUUUUUUUCACCAGAGGUGAUAAUGAUUAUCUUCUGUACCAAGUUGUUUGAUGACAUGCGUUGGGAUUUAUCAUCGUCAAGCCCAUGACGCCUGACCAAUAGCAAUGAUAUGACAUAAAUUUUAAAAAUCAAUAGAGAAUAAAUUUUAAUAACCGUGUAAGGUUCAGCAAGGAAACAUGAUUUUAGGAUUUCAUAAAAUUUAGGGUAAUUUGACUUUCCUGUAUACUAGGUUUUAAUUUUAAUCUGUUUAGUGUUUAUUAUUAUAACAGUAAAAUGUUUGCUAUUUUAUGCCAUUGGACUUAGAAGCCUACUAUAGCUGUCCCAUCUCCAUUAGGUCGGAGUGAGACUCAUCUUCUUGUAUUAUUUUCUUUGUAUUCUCUUUCUAGCAUGAUCUUUGAGUAUAAAGUUGAAGAUUGGAUUAUUUUUUUUAGCCCCAAGUUUUCCUUUGUUGACUAUCUCUGAUGUCAUCCCUUUCUCUGCAUCAUGGAGAUGGAAAGGCGGCCAAGCUCUACUUCCUUUCUUGAAUCUCCAUCAUUUGUUGUGUGCCACAGUAGUAUGCAAAGUCACUUUCUUUUUCCUACCAAACGCUAUAAUAGUUACACGACGUUCUGUAAGCUCCGUUGAGACAACUUCAUUGGAUGUUGGGUAAGAUUUCUGCCCUAGAAUCAUGCCCUGUCUCCUCAGUCCGUUGGUCAUGCAUCUUCUGCUCCCUCCCAUUUCCCUCUACCAUUGGGUGGCACAUGGCUUUCUCCUCUCCUUCAAAGUUCAUGCGUAAUACUAUCUUAUCAAGUUGUGCAUAUCACCAUCGCUAUCGUCAUUCGUUUGUAUGUUUUUUUCAGCGACUUUUUCGUACUCCCUCCAUUGCAGCGACCAUAUGGACAUUAUUGGCUGCCGAUAAUGCCCCUCUAGCUUCGUUUCUGCUGGAGGAUUUUAUCAUCUUUCAGGCAACAAUUCUUUGCUGUCUUUCAUUCGGUUCUUAAUGUACAUCUGAAAUAUUCAAUGUUGCAUUGGGCUGCUCUAUCCAACAUUGUUUGACAAGAGUGGCUUCUGAAACCUCAUCUUUCAUGACUUGUCCCAGCAUUUCAAAUGCAAACUUCUACUUUGUGGAGGAUUCAACAACAACCUUGGGCUGAUCACCAUAGCUUUAGAGAUGGAUUUAGAACCAUCAUGCUCCUCACCGUCAAUUGCUGCUACUGCUUCAGUUUCCUCUUUUCCUCUGUUGUAGACUUCUUUUGUGAAUUGCAUUACUUCAUGUUUCUCGCAAGACUCGUGAGUUUGUCUGCUUGCCUAUUGGCAUCUCACAAGAUUACCAUAAACGAGAACUUGUGCCUCCUGGGCUGCAGGACUGCUGACUUUAGCUAUUAAGUUGUUGACCCUUGCACCCCUAUCAUGUGCUUACAUUAUUUUUGUUGUUUCAAUGUUCAUCAAAACUUGUUGCUGAUGCUUGCCUCCAGUCGAUUAUCUUUAUUAUGUGACUAGUUCUUGGAAAACUGAUAUAUGUGGUCCAGAUUGAAGAGUUUUAGAACAGUUGCUUGUUUACUGACUUUUGCUACUUGUCAUGGGAAGCUCUUAUUUGGGCCUGGUGUUGUCCCUUUCACCUAUGUCUAGGAGAAAUGCUCAUGUUCGUGUCUUAUGCUUUUUCCUUUCUCUCUGUAGCAUUUACUGUAUCUAUUGUCAACAUUUGAUCUUUACUUUAUAUUUAUUUUUGCAUCCAAUCACAUAUCUUGGCAAAUCAAGCUAGCAAGCUCAUAGAAAUAAAUAUGCAGGUGACCUCGGAUGAAGAGUCUUUGCGAAAGCAUUGUUGGCUCCCUAAGGAAUUAUCCUUGACAAGUGCUGGUCAGAGUGUCUGUCUUCGGCUUAACAAAUUAUCUUUGACGCGCAUAGGGUUUGUUGAGCGUUUGUUAUGGGUUAACAUGCUAGACCUUAGUCACAAUGAACUUCAAUCAGUUGAAGGUUAUGAAUAGUAUUCUUUUUGAUGAUUCUAUUCUUUAUUACAAACCGUUCUUCUUUCUCUAGAAAUUGAAUGGAAAAAGACAGUCUGUUACAUUCCUUUUACAUAUUAUUUUAUUUUCUUUUGCAAAUUAUUUUCCCACGUGAUGUUUCUAAUAAAUGAUUAUGCUUUGAUAAUGUGCUAACUCUUCCGCUCAAAAAACGUAUAGCUCUUUUCUUGGAACUUCAAAAAGCUUUUCAGUAUAUCUCACAAGCCUUCACUCACAUGUUUGGGCACUCUUCAAUGAAGAGUAUGAGUCUCACGACAUUGAGGCUAAAUAUUUCUGAAUAUUUAUUUUCUUUUGUUCUGUCUUGGAUACUUUUGGCUUCUUGCUUAAAUUACCUAACCUGUGUUUGAGAGUGGCUGUUGCCAUUUGAAAUGAAUGUGAACAGUAAAAGAUAAAACUAAAUUUUUGCUUUUUCGAAUCUGAGGAAUUGUUAGCUAUGUGUGUACCAUGUAAGGUUGAAACUAAUUUUUCGUCUUUUGGAACGGAAGAACAUUUGAUCUUGCUGCAUUGCAUUGGCAAACUAAGAUGGGUUUUGAAUAUCACGUUGGAGGGACUGAACCUGCAUUUUGGUGGCAUAAUAGAUAAAAGGUGCACCAAAGGGAAAGAAGGUCUAGAGGCUUGUUGUACGCUGUUGCUCCCAACUUUAUGAUAGCGUUGUCCGAUUGUUCACUGUAAGCGUAUUAAGGCAUAUAAAUGGUGAGAUACUUACUAGAAGCUUGUAUACGCUUGAAACCUUGAUGAAGGCAUUGAUACAUGCAUUUAUAUCACUGUCAAUGUUUCUUCGUGGAGUUUUUCUCAGUUGAUGAUGACGGUAAUUCAAAUGUUGCAGGGUAGGUCUUUGUUAGCGAUGUGUUUUGAAUAUGUCAAUUCCUGAUGAUCGAUAUCUGCACGUCUGGACUAAUUUAGUUGAGAGAAAUCUCACUUGGAAAUGUCUGCAAGGUAUUAAGACAACAUUUAUUCAUUUUCAUUAAUGGAGGCGUUUCACUCAUCAACGACUUGUUUCAAAGCAUACAUUUUUCUAGAAGAAUUGGGACCGUCCAGCUGGGAUUAGAACAUAUCAGCAUAAGAUGCCGAGAUAUCUAAAUCAGUCUUUGAAUAGGAGGCUGUAACAUACCCACUGGUUGAAUCAGCAGAUUGAUGUGUAAGAGGAAUGGGGGAAAAAUAACUCAGUUGACAUGUCUCGAAUGGGGAACGCUUUUCACAGCACCGUCUGAUGUUCUCUAUUUUAAAAGUCAAGAAAAUAACAAUUUUUCAUAACUCUGUUUUCCAGUGUCUGCCUGAGAAACAUGAUCGUCCAACAAGGGCCGCCAUCUUAAAAUCAACUUGAUUAGCAUGAUAAGGUGUUUGCCUCAGUCUUCUCGAACCUGUUUUGCUUGUCUUGAAGGGCAUGUCAGUAGAGUAUUUUGAAUGUUCACCUUCCUAAUUAGCUGGAAGGUAUAAAGUCGAUGAAUGGGAGAUCCAAGGCCUCCGACAUGAAGGAGAAGAAAAACACAUGAACAUUACACAGAGGUCAGGUAAAUGACAGUCUAUGACUGUUCCAUAUCCUUGUGUCUAGAAAAUAGGCCUCCGACUGAUAGCAUUUCAUGUCGUUAACUGCAAGGGUCUAGAAAAUAGGCCUGGUAUGCCGAUGUUUUCAAUGUGCAAGGCCCAAGCACGUUAGCAUCUAGUUUGGCAUUACGAGAUGUAGCAUGCCCUAGCUAGUUUGGAAGGCUACCAUACUGGUAACCAUAAUAAGUCCGGCAACAAUCAUUCUAUGAGAAAUUAAUGUUUUUAUGAGGCACUAUUUCUCUGAACUUAAGUUGGUUUCUCAAGAAAUUUCCGAAUCACUUGCACAAGCCAAGUCACCUUGUUCUCUGAUCCUGCGCAUGGGUUCUCUCAUUCAUGUAGUGCAGCCAUACUGAUGAUCUACAUACAGGAUUCUGAAUACAAGCGCAGGGGUGCCCCUUUGACUUAUCAACCACUUGAUACCCAUAAAACCUUAGUGGUCCCUCAUCUAACAAGUUCUGUAGAAUAUUUUAUCUUUGAGAACACAAUUUGUUUUAUAGCUCCGUCAGUAUCACUACAUUUGAAGGUAUGAUUGCGUGGUUUAGUUCUCAUAUUUUCCUAUUACAGUAAUGUUUGAUAAAUCCUUGUUGAACAUGUUUAAGUUAGUGUGUGACUGAAAUCUUGAACAGCAUAUUCUGUCAGAAAGGUGGAGAAGUUCCCUUGAUGUUGCUAAUCUGUUUUUUCGACCCACCAUGUAAGCAGGUCUGGAAGCAAUGCAGCUCCUUUCCCACUUGAACUUGAGCCACAAUAAACUCAGCAGCAUGACUGCGUUGGAACCUUUGAGACCGAUGAUCUCACUGCAAGCACUGGAUAUCUCUUACAACGAGAUCGGCGCCCAUUCUAUCGACACUAAGAGGUACCAAUGUGCUUCCUCGCCCUUGUCCCACCCGGCGGGAACCUGUGGAGAUGUCCAAGGAUUUGAGGAUUUUGAUCCCGAGGAAGUCAAGCUCUACUGGGACGCCAUACUCAUCUUCAAGCACCUGCACCUUACGCAGCUGGAUGUGGUGGGAAACCCCAUUCUGAACGAGCCCUUUUCUUCGCUGAUGAUCAGACUGGUUCCUUCACUUCAGUGGCUUGACGGCCGGCCUGCUCAGCAGUCUUGA
Molecule: messenger RNA, 11677 nt
Organism: Spirodela intermedia
Lineage: Eukaryota; Viridiplantae; Streptophyta; Magnoliopsida; Alismatales; Araceae
Source: the annotation of a GenBank genome assembly